Messenger RNA from Lethenteron reissneri (Far Eastern brook lamprey), 1296 nucleotides. RefSeq names its product neuropeptide S receptor 1 (gene NPSR1). Lineage: Eukaryota; Metazoa; Chordata; Hyperoartia; Petromyzontiformes; Petromyzontidae. Gene Ontology annotation, cellular component: plasma membrane; cytoplasm. Gene Ontology annotation, molecular function: neuropeptide receptor activity. The record is from RefSeq and is a predicted model, not a curated record. Gene Ontology annotation, biological process: neuropeptide signaling pathway; positive regulation of release of sequestered calcium ion into cytosol.
AUGCCCAACAUCAGCCUCAGCAGCAGAGCGUGGCCCUCACCCUCCUGCUGUGCCAAUAAAUUAGACAACGCAUCCAUCCCCACGGCGGAUCCUUACCAGGGUUCGGGGUACCUAAUCUACCAGACAGAGCAGCUGAUCACGCUGUGGGUCCUGUUUGUGCUCGUGAUGUGCGGGAAUGUUGUGGUGCUCCUUCUCGCCAUACCUGCUCGUCGAGCAAAGCCACGGAUGACCUUCUUUGCCAUAAACCUGGCAAUCACUGAUCUUCUAACAGGAUUAGUGACCAUCCUUACAGAUAUCAUCUGGAGAUAUACUGGAGAGUUUCUAGCCAAUGAUGCCAUGUGCCGGAUUGUGCGAUAUCUGCAGGUGGUACUUUUGUACGCCUCCACGUACGUGUUGGUAUCUUUGAGCAUAGACCGUUACCUGGCCAUCGUGCAUCCCAUGAAAUUUUCAAAAACAGACAGCCGCUCUCGUCAGCUGGUAGGGGCUGCCUGGUGCCUCUCUUUGCUAUUUGCGUCCCCGACGAUCGCCCUGUACACACUAAAGCUGCUGCCUAAUGGAGAGCAGCAGUGCUGGGUCGUGUGGGCAGAGAAGGAGAUAUUCUGGACGAGCUACAUGACCACAGUGGCCUGCUUGGUGUUCUUCAUUCCGCUCACUGUCAUCUGUGUGGUGUAUUUUUUCAUAGUACGUACCAUCUGGAGAAAAAGCAAUGCAGCAAAUGUCUUGAAAUGUCGCGCCGUUGCAACCACUGGCAGCAAUUAUGGUUACGAUGGUGUUCAGGCUGAUAUUUUGCCUAUAGAAACAUACAGGAAGGCAAAAAAGAAGACCAUUAAAUACAGCCUAGCUGUCAUAUCUGCGUUUGUGCUGUGCUGGAGCCCGUACUUAAUGUUUGACAUUCUGGACAACUUCUACCUCUUGGCCGAGACAGAGGAACGUAAUUUUGCGCUGCUCAUCAUUCAGAACCUGCCUGCGCUCAACAGCGCCAUAAACCCAUUGGUGUACUGUGCAUUCAGUGACAAUGCCUGCCACUGCAUCUGGUUGGGGAUAAAGACAUCGUGGAUGUUUCCCGUGCGUCUGCGGAAGCGCCAGCAUGACCUUCGGUGUCUGGACCGUCGUAAUUGCUCCACACACAUUCCAAGGGUGUCCACAAGCCCAGGCAGGCAAGAUGAUUGGAGGCACAACGAUGCCACCGAAAUCUCCUCAUCGGACAUCAUUCUCACAUUCGUAUCUGAGACGUCAUCUAUCAAACAGCAGUCAGCACAUGCUGUACUGCACAGGGAAAACGUUUGUGUGCAAUAA